AUGACAGAAAUCCGUCCGCUCAAUGGUUUUGAACUUCCUGUGUAUUAUGUGUCCGGCCAUUUUUAUUGGUAUAAAUUAGACGACAAAUGGCUAAUAGAUAAUGUUGAUCUUUAUAUUACAAAAGUUCCAUUUGAAGAAACAAAAGAAAUUGAAGCGGCUGACUACAAUUUGCCACAAGAAGGUGUUCCACUGUUUCACGUUGAAUACUCAGAAAAUGGCGCAACAAGUCGUUUAAAGUUGUAUGCAAACCACUUACUAUGCGACAGGCGCACCAUUGCAAAUUUAUAUCAACCCUUCACGACGACGAACUUCCUCCAUUUGACUAUAAAAAUCUAUAAACCAUCAAUGAAGAUGUUUUACACUAAAAUCCCGUUUCUUGGGAUAUCCCACACGUUUCCGUUGUUCCUCCAAUAA
Messenger RNA from Entamoeba invadens IP1, 414 nucleotides. RefSeq lists its product as hypothetical. NCBI's taxonomy places the organism in Eukaryota, Evosea, Mastigamoebida, Endamoebidae. Bases 1 to 414 code for a protein of 137 amino acids. The transcript has 3 exons. The record is from RefSeq and is a predicted model, not a curated record.